This is a messenger RNA of Miscanthus lutarioriparius, 597 nucleotides long. NCBI's taxonomy places the organism in Eukaryota, Viridiplantae, Streptophyta, Magnoliopsida, Poales, Poaceae. The record is from the annotation of a GenBank genome assembly.
AUGGAAGCGGCGGUGGCGCGUCGGCCUCGCGUCCUCACCGAGAUCGACCCGCACAGCGAGUGGGUGCACGCGCGCGAGUUCGACGCGCUCGUGGUGGACGUCACAGGGUUCAGCAAGGACCAGCUGAAGGUGCAGGUGGAGCCGUCGGGGAGCCUCAAGGUGAGCGGCGAGCGCGCCGUCGACGGGGGUGGCGGCAGGCAGUGGUGCCACUUCACCAAGCGGUUCGACCUCCCAGCAGGCUGCUGCGACGUCGACGACAACGUCGCCGCGAUCACCGUCCAACUCGACAAGGGCAUGCUCUACAUCCAGGUGCCGCGCCGGCAGAGCGCCGCUUGGCGGGGCACCGAGCAGCAGCCGGCGGAGGCGGAGGUGUACGAGGACGCGCUGCGAGGAGAGUCGGACGAGACCAGCGACGACGGCCACGGCCACGGCGGCGGCUGGAACAUCGGCCGCGUGGCGGCGGCGCGGCGAGACGGCGAGCAUCUUCACCCGCUCCGGCUGCUCGCCAGGGGCGUCAGCAGGCACCGGCAGGUGGUUCUGAACGUCGUGCUCGCCGUCGUCGUCCUCUGGCUCGUCGUGUUCGCCAAGAACGACUAA